This is a messenger RNA of Fraxinus pennsylvanica, 474 nucleotides long. Lineage: Eukaryota; Viridiplantae; Streptophyta; Magnoliopsida; Lamiales; Oleaceae. The record is from the annotation of a GenBank genome assembly.
AUGGUAAAAUAUGAUGCAGAUGAAAAGAUAGUUAUUUGGGAUGAUGAUAAAAAGCCAAAGUCUACAGCCAAAGAUUUGCAGACGGGCAAUGAAGACCUUGCUUACUGGGCAAUGAAGGCAUCAGGAGUAGAUUUCAAGUCUUUCUGGGAGAUGCAAGACGACCUCAAUUUUGAAGAGGUGAAGCAAGUUUUUGAUAUUUAUGGAGUGAAGAUUGAUUAUCGGCAUUUGAGUUUAAUUGCGGAUUACAUGAUGCAUACGAGAGGUUACAGACCAAUGACCAGACAUGGAAGCAUUGCUGAGUCAUUGUCACCGUUUAUUAAAAUGUCGUUCGAAACAGCCUCAAAGUUCAUUGUAGAAGCAACUUCUCAUGGGAUGAUCGACAACUUGGAGACACCGUCUUCUAGGAUUUGCCUUGGCUUGCCUGUAAAGAUGGGUACCGAUUGUUUUGACUUGAUGCAGAAAUUGGAAGUCUGA